This is a messenger RNA of Rhipicephalus microplus (southern cattle tick), 1668 nucleotides long. Its product is annotated as proteoglycan 4-like. The record is from RefSeq and is a predicted model, not a curated record. NCBI's taxonomy places the organism in Eukaryota, Metazoa, Arthropoda, Arachnida, Ixodida, Ixodidae.
AUGGACUUCUCAAACUCACGGAAGAGGCGGCGGGAAAAGAGUGGGGAUGAGGACGACCAUGCACCACGAAAGCAAACGGUCACUACCCCCUCCGAAUCCUCUGAAGCGGAAUCACACACUUCUCAGGGCUCAGAGGAGUUGUCCGGGAGCGAGUGCAGAACCACGGUGGAUUCCGAAGUGGCGUCCACCACAGCGGACAUGACAUCAUCUGCCACAACAGGCGGCACGGACUCCCCGAGCUCGGAUGGUGCAGGCACUUGCCAACUCCCUACUACCGCCUCAAUGAAUGACCUAUCGGCCCCUGGGGACCCCUGCCCUCCCUCCCCCGACACAGAAGGACUGUCCCUGCCAGGAACUUCUCCCCAAGAAGUAGAGUGCACCCUACCUGCCCCUGCAGCAGAAGGGACCACCGAAUCUCCCGACAUCCAGCCCCCCGACGAUUCAGCUGCCAUGGAGGUGGUGGAGGAAGUUCUUACCAGUACCGCUACAGGGGGCAACACCCGAAAGAAAGCCCCUUAUACGGCGAAAGACUUUCUCCUUACACCGUCAGCGGGGGCCACACCUACCAACCGCAGAAAAAAGGUAAAGAAGAAGCUGACCAAGAAGCCACUCCCGGUUACUGCAUCGGAGGGCACGGCUGCCAACCUCCCCCAACCUUUCGCCAAGGCCCCCACUGCAGUGGACACCACAAGGAGGCACAAUAGUGCAGCGGGGAGUCCCCCAUACACAGAGGGCUUCCAGGUGGUCACUACCAGAAGUGCCCGACGCCGUGCCAGGGACCUUGCUGCUGCUGCGGCCCUCCCGGUCGACCCUGCCAUUGUAGGCACAGUUCUCUUCCGGCCGUCGGCCCCCGGAGGUACCUUCAGUGGAUCCCCACGCCUGAUCCUCACACAGGCGCUCUCUGCAAGGCCCGGCGUAGCCGCAAUUCGCGUAAAUCAAAAACGCAACAUUGUGGCUGCUGACGCAACCACGCGAGAGUGCCUGAAGCAGCUCCUGACCAUUAAGGAGCUAAAGGGGAUCCCUGUCACAGCCAAAGAACCUGCCGACCAAAGGACCAGCACGGAGUUCCUACACGGUGUCGACGGGGAGCCUGCGGCGGACAGCCUGCUGCCUGGGAUCCAGUCGGCCGUCCCGGUGCUCUCUGCUGCCAGGGAGGGGCGAACCGUGACGCUUCGCUUCGCCGGCCUUCUGCCACCGGAGCACAUGUCACCCUUCUUGGUACGCUUCCCAGUGCGGCCGGCCAGACCCCACCCCCUGCAGUGCCGGCAAUGCGACACCCCGGACUGCCCCCGGUGGCAGGAGCAGCGGAAGGUUGCCACUCUCAUGGUAUCUUCCCCAAACAUCCUCUCGAGACGUGCAGUGGCAGCGGCAGUGCGAGAGGAGAUUCAGGAGGCCCGGACUUCUGCGAGCGUGGUGAAGGGCCACCCUUCGCCGCCCCCCCCACUCCGGCCAGACCCAUUGCCGGCGCCUCGCAAAUCUCGUCGCCAGCCACUCCAGGGACAGCAGUUCACUGGCACUGCUGCCCCUAUGGCCCUGCCUGCGGCCACUGCUGUUCCUGAGGCCCAGCCUGCUGCAGCUGCCACUCUAGCGGCCCAGCCUGCUGCUAUUGUCCCCGGAGGCCAGCCUGCUGGCCCACGGCUCCUGUGGCCCCGCCUGCUGCGACAGUAG